AUGUGGUGGGUGACCUUUUUAUUCGCCAGCAUUGCUGGAGUUCACGCAGAUCAGUAUUGCAGAGCGCUUGCAUUAUGCAGUGGAGGAAGCUUUGGAGCAUAUGAAGCAGGAGCAUUUGCCCAACUUCUAAAAAUGCUGCCAGCCCAAGAGACACAAUACAAUGCAGUAGCAGGUGUUUCAGUCGGCUCUUUAAGUUCAUUCAUGAUUGCUCAAUAUCCAAUGGGCCAAGAAAUACAAGCCUCUGCUGCUCUCACGAAUUUAUGGAACAGCAUCAACGGCUCUUCAUCAGUUUAUGUAGACUGGCCUGGUGGGAUUAUCACAGGACUCACUGUAGAAAGAGGCCUUGUCGACAACUCACCAUUGAGAAAACUUAUGGAGAAGAAUUGGAGCGGAAAAUUCCAAAGAAACAUCACAGUUGGGACCACCAAUUUGAACACAGGGCACUUUGACAAUUAUAAUGAGACGACAGGUGCUAACAACGCAAUAGAAAUGAGCAUUUGUUCUGCUUCUAUCCCAGCUUUCUUCCCAUUCCAGUCCUUUAUGGGAGGAAAUUACGUUGAUGGAAUGGUUGUGUACGGAAUUGAUAUUGACUCAGCUGUCAAAAGAUGCUACGCAGUCACUGGAGACUGACUGCAUGCCAUUUUAUCUGAACAUUUUUUUCUCGCUUAACAUUUCAUUGGAUUUUUUGCCCCAAUUUUUACUGCUUUUGUUAGUAAAACCCUCAAGAAAACAGCUUCAACCAAAGUCCCAGAAAUCCAUAUGAGAAUCAUAUAUCUUGCACCCCUGGAGACUACUCAAAAAUCAUCGUUGACAUGCUUUCAGACCACCACUACGCCCUUAAUCAGUCCAACGCAAACAUGAAAGCAUACGAAGCUUAUGAAAGAGCAAACGCAAUCAAAAAAUACGACAAAGGCUUAUUCGAGCUUUAUUGGGCACUCAGCGCUUAUCCUACCGUUAAUUUCAGAUAUUACAUAAUGCCAAGCACCUCUCUUGGGGCAAUUUGUCUGAAUUUCACCAAAGUUUCAAUAGACUACAACUACAACCUUGGAAUCAAGGACGCCAACUAUAUUGUUAGUAACAAUGUUUAUGCUAGAGAUAUUGUAAAUCAGUGGAUUGCAGAUAAUGGAGGAAUCAUUAAAGAUAGGUUCAAAUCCAAGACUAUUCAUAUCUAA
Molecule: messenger RNA, 1172 nt
Organism: Blepharisma stoltei
Lineage: Eukaryota; Ciliophora; Heterotrichea; Heterotrichida; Blepharismidae
Source: the annotation of a GenBank genome assembly